GAACCGACUAAUUCGUGAGGUUAAUGGUGAUUGGCGGUGGGCAUGAAGACUGCGGCCAAAAGCUGAAACCAGGUUAACAAGAAAAGACGGUUAGGAUUGAACGUUUAUAGCCAAUAGAUGGGAGGAAAGUAAUAGCUGGAUUGGGCAGACAGAAACCAAUAAAUUGAUUUACAGACCAAACCAUGGGCCCCCCUUGUUCUGCAAGAGCUACUAUUGGACAAGAUCUCAUGAAAUCCAUGGAUUUUAUUUAACCUUUUCACUGCACAUUACACAAAGGAAAGAGAAAGUCUAUAAAUUUUAUGCGUCCCGCGAGAGUGACACAUUAAGGAAUCUCUGUCCACAAGUUGCAGUGAAAAUCGCUUGUUUUCGUGAAUUCUCCUCUCUGCUCUCUCCCUUUUCUUCCUUCGUUUCUAUCCAUUCUGCUUUUGCCGCCUUCGCCUUCGCCUUCUCCUUUUUAACGUAACAAGAGGAAGAAGAACAAAGUGGUCUCGAUUCUAAAAUGGUGGCGGUCGUAGAUUCUAAUGCUAAUUCGAACGUGGGGCAGCUGAAUUCUGGUGGAAAUGAAACUACUAUUUUAAAUGGAACGAUUUCAAGAACCAGUAGUGGCUUCUUCUCUCCAACAAUGACGGAGGAGCCCUGCAUUUCUUGUACCACUUUCAAUAUCCUGGCUCCAAUCUACAAGCGGCUCGAUCACCAGAACCAAAACAUCCGUGAAAGCGAUUUCAGGGCAUUCUGGUUCACCAGGAAUCAGAGGAUUUUGAAUUGGUUACUCUUCGAAAGGUCUUCCAUUAUAUGUCUCCAGGAAUUCUGGGUCGGCAGUGAAGAACUCGUGCAUGUGUAUCAGGAGAGGCUUGGUGUUGCAGGCUAUAUAACCUUCCAGCUUGCCCGGACCAACAACCGAGGAGACGGCCUGCUAACUGCUGUGCAUAAGGACUACUUCAGGGUUCUAAAUUAUCAAGAGUUGCUCUUCAAUGACUUUGGAGACCGUGUUGCUCAGCUACUGCAUGUUCAGUCAGCUGUGCCCCUUGUGCAAAACCAAAAUGGCGAUACUCAACAAGAAUUUCUUGUUGUGAAUACUCAUCUUUUGUUUCCUCAUGAUUCUAGUCUAUCUAUUGUGAGAUUGCAUCAGGUUUGCAAAAUACUACAGUAUGUGGAAACAUAUCAGAAAGAAAACAAACUAAGCCAUAUGCCUAUCAUUCUCUGUGGGGAUUGGAAUGGAAGCAAGCGUGGGCACGUGUACAAAUUCCUUAGGUCCCAGGGAUUUGUUUCAUCAUAUGAUAUUGCUCAUCAAUAUACCGACAGUGAUGCAGAUGCUCACAAGUGGGUUAGCCACAGAAAUCAUAGAGGUAACAUUUGUGGUGUUGAUUUCAUAUGGCUUCGUAAUCCCAUCAAAUCGGGGAAGCUGCUGAAGACAAGUUGGGCUGAAGCAGUGUUUGGAAUAAUAAAGUGUCAACUUCUGAAAGCUUCGCUGAAUGAAAAUGAUGCAUUUGCAUUUUUUAAGGCUGAUGAACCUGGUGAUUAUAUAACAUAUUCAGCUUUCUGUGAAGGACUCCGCCAGGUAAAUUUGAUUGGUCUCCCUUGUGGAUUGAGUUUCCAGCAGAUAAAAGAUCUAUGGAUACUAGUAGACAAUGAUGGAAAUGGCAUCGUUGAUUAUGAAGAAUUUAAGAGGAUAUGGAACUCAGCAUGUCAAGUGGAAGAUUCUGCUGCAAGUACAGACACUGAGCCAGGCGUAGAAGAAGAAGCUAUCGGCUUCACUGUAAAAAAUGCAUUUCUUUUCCCCCGUGAAGCAGAGAAAGGGAUGUGGCCUGAAAAUUAUUCUCUCUCUGAUCAUGCUCCACUCACUGUUGUGUUUUCACCAGUAAGAAUAAUGCAUAGCUCUCAGAAAAUCUUAUAAUCAACAAUGGCACACCCGUGGAUCAAACUAGCACAAAAUGACGUGUAGGGUAGAGUCCAGAGUUUGUAAAUGACAAACAAAUAACUGUGCAUAGUUCAUAGAUAUCCCUUGUUGGUUGUCUGUCUUGGUGGAUUAAAUUUUCCAAGUUUUGUAACUCGUUGCGCUCUAGGCUCAGCCAAAUUUUUCAGGCCGAGGACUAUGUAUCUAAAAUUUCAAUUGUAAUGUGAAUUGUGAAAUGCUUAAAGAAAAA
Hevea brasiliensis (rubber tree) is the source of this 2144-nucleotide messenger RNA. RefSeq lists its product as uncharacterized. Gene Ontology annotation, molecular function: calcium ion binding; 3'-5'-RNA exonuclease activity. Lineage: Eukaryota; Viridiplantae; Streptophyta; Magnoliopsida; Malpighiales; Euphorbiaceae. The coding region runs from base 500 to 1894 and encodes 464 amino acids. The transcript is spliced from 11 exons. The record is from RefSeq and is a predicted model, not a curated record.